This is a messenger RNA of Aspergillus nidulans FGSC A4, 1185 nucleotides long. RefSeq names its product endoplasmic reticulum-Golgi intermediate compartment family protein. Gene Ontology annotation, cellular component: endoplasmic reticulum membrane; Golgi membrane; cytoplasm. Gene Ontology annotation, biological process: endoplasmic reticulum to Golgi vesicle-mediated transport. The record is from RefSeq and is a predicted model, not a curated record. The transcript has 3 exons. Lineage: Eukaryota; Fungi; Ascomycota; Eurotiomycetes; Eurotiales; Aspergillaceae. Bases 1 to 1185 code for a protein of 394 amino acids.
AUGAACGGGUUCGCAGCACACGGCCUCGACGAAGACGCAUUUGCGGAGAAGUCCGGCCUAACGGGCGGCCUCCGAACUUUUGAUGCCUUCCCCAAAACAAAACCCUCAUAUACCACCCCCUCGCGCCGCGGCGGUCAAUGGACCGUCCUAAUCCUCAUAAUCUGCACCAUCUUCUCAAUAACCGAAUUUCGCACAUGGCUCAAGGGCCAUGAGACGCACCAUUUCACCGUCGAGAAGGGCGUCUCGCACGAUCUCCAGCUGAACUUUGACGCCGUAAUACAUAUGCCUUGCGACGCACUGCAUAUAAAUAUCCAAGAUGCCGCCGGGGACCGCGUGCUCGCGUCGGAAAUGUUGAAGAAGGAGCCGACAAGCUGGAAACUCUGGAUGGAUAAGCGCAAUUAUCACAGCAGCGAGUACCAGACGCUCAGUGACUCCAGGGGAGACGAAGAAAGGGUCGCGGCAAUGGAGGAGGACGUCCAUGCAGGCCAUGUGCUUAACGAGCUGAGGCGCAACGGGAAGCGGAAGUUUGCAAAAGGGCCUAAGCUUCGACGAGGCGAUGUCGUGGACUCAUGUCGGAUUUAUGGCAGUCUGGAGGGAAAUAAAGUCCAAGGGGACUUUCAUAUCACGGCGCGCGGGCAUGGAUAUCGGGAUGGGAGAGAGCAUUUGGAUCAUUCGGCAUUCAACUUCUCCCAUAUUAUCACAGAACUCUCAUUCGGCCCACAUUACCCAUCCUUGCACAACCCCCUCGACAAAACGAUCGCAACCACCGAAUUUCACUACUACAAAUACCAGUACUUCCUUUCCAUUGUGCCAACAAUCUACUCGCGCAACCAAAAUCUGCGGCUUGACGCUCUGCCGUCUUCCUCGUCCGCACGGAGCAACAAAAACCUCAUCUUCACGAACCAGUACGCCGCAACAUCACAGUCCGAUGCCAUCCCAGAAUCCCCCUACGUGAUCCCGGGCAUCUUUUUCAAGUACAAUAUCGAGCCGAUAAUGCUGCUCAUUAGUGAAGAGCGCACGGGUUUCUUGAAUCUGCUUAUUCGCAUUGUGAAUACGGUUUCGGGCGUGCUUGUCACGGGAGGUUGGGUUUAUCAGAUUAUGACCUGGCUUGGGGAGUUAAGAAGGAGGAGGAGGGGUGGGGAGAAGAGCGAAGGAUAUUUGCAUGGGAAGUUGGAGGAGGAGUAG